This is a messenger RNA of Toxoplasma gondii ME49, 1931 nucleotides long. RefSeq lists its product as hypothetical. Lineage: Eukaryota; Apicomplexa; Conoidasida; Eucoccidiorida; Sarcocystidae. The coding region runs from base 732 to 1328 and encodes 198 amino acids. The transcript has a single exon. The record is from RefSeq and is a predicted model, not a curated record.
CCCGUAGGACUGCACCAGGAUUUUGUUGCUGUUGUUUGUUUAGAGUACUCCAUCCUUCUACGGUCGUCGCCAGAGGGUAACACUUCCAAUCUCCAAACCACUGUCAAUGUGAUAACCUCAAUGAUGUCUCAUUCGUUUGUGCAUUGGUGGUUAAACAGAGUACGUGUUACCGAGCUGCUCACAUUUCUUUGUUAUCAACGAGGUAGGUAGCCCCUAUUACGGAAGACGGAAGUGUCAAACAAUCAUUUAAAAGGAUAUCGUCGACCAACUGAGAAAGAAAAAGAGCAUAAUUCGUGAGAGACUGGAGACAACGUGAAGAAGCCUUGUUGGAGAAGUUCGUCCGUAUCAAGGAACAGAGUAUCUCGCGAGAGCUUCUUUUUUUGCCGGCUAUUGUCUGUGUCAGUCGCCAGUCUUCAGUAUCCCGGGUAAAAGCUCUUCGGUCCAUUCCACCGUUUUUGGUAGUGGUACGUGACUGCCCCAGCUGUUUAUUGAGUCAGUUUUAUGGUUUUGUCAAUCGUUUCUCCACCUCACACCUUCUCCCGACACAACAUCCUCCGCGUUUUGCGGCGUUUGCUCCGUCAGCCUACGUGACUAUACAGAUCCAGGAGCGUUUUUACUGGGACUAGAAUUUGUGACCAUAACCAACAAAGCUGGACACUUUUCCCGCCACCAGUUGGCCAGGUGCCGCAAGUUUCGUUGCAGCCUUCAUUCUCUGUGACAAGCUGAGCUCGAUGGCGAACGGUUUUCCCUUUGUCAUUCUCACAGCGGCACUGUUUGUGCAAGUGGCUGUGAAUGCGGAGCAGCCGGCUGGACCCCAGGCAGCUUCAGUUCCAGCUGUGCCGUCAGACGAGAAGAACGCUGGUAAUGAAGUAACGGAAAACCCAGCAAUGCCGCCAGUGUUGGAGGACGUUAUUGAGUCGAUGGAGGGCGGUAUCUCGGCGAUUCACAGCGUCGAAGACAGGCUGAAGAAAGAUCUAGAGAUGAUGAUGUCUGUGGAAAAAGAGUUGCGGGACAACGGUGCGUUGAACUCGGCCGCCGGCGAGGAACCGCUAAUUGAAGGAGCUUCUGCGGGUAGCGUCAUCACCAUGAUCUUGAAACGAAUGCGCGACGAUACAGCCGCUAUGAAAAGCAUGAUGGUCAAAGAAAUGGACGACAUCCGGCGCAUGGUGAACUACGACACGUCUGUCACCUCACGCAUCAUGCAGCUGUUUCCCGCCGUCGACAUCCAGGGAACCCUCGAAGCCAUGAAAGGUGCUGUAACACAGCAAAUGGAGUUGCUCCAAACCAUUCUCGGCAGCGGCGCAAACCUCCCAAAUAGCAUCCUGUGACCGAGUUGCGGGAUGCAGUCGAGGGCGUUUGUUUUCGCGAUGUGAAGAACCUGUUUCGUAGGGUACAACAGUGUCGAGGCGAGCACGCAUGAACCCUUCUCCGCGGUGGGUGCGUCGGAACUUGGCAUACACGGCUGUCAUUCUUGUCGAUUAUUCAAUAUCAUGUUUUCUGGUUGACUAUUUUGGUUUUGUUUUGACUUUGAGUGAACCAACUUCGUUCAUCAAUGAUGUUCGAAACGUGGGCUUCCUGUCAGCAUGCUUCCGCUAUUUCUCAGUCCACGCACACAUAUGCACGACACUGCACUGCUGAAGUGAAGUGAUUUCUCGGAUGAAGAACAGCAAAUAGCAGCUCUUUUUAGAGAACGGAAAGGCCAAACGAUUCUGCAGGACAAACGGUCAGUUUGCUCCGCGGAUCCAAGGGCUGCAAUAUGCAUGUUCCUGAAGAGCGCUUUGGUGGGACAAGUUAGGAACUCGUGGUUGGUUUCGAGAAGAUGUAAAACGCAGCACGCUACCUGUAGAUACCAUUGUUCGGCAUCAUGUAUUACCAGGUGCAAUGAUGCAAGCAGUUUGUUUAAAAAACGCGGAACACAGGUAUGGUACGUA